Molecule: messenger RNA, 1560 nt
Organism: Lingula anatina
Lineage: Eukaryota; Metazoa; Brachiopoda; Lingulata; Lingulida; Lingulidae
Source: RefSeq, a predicted model, not a curated record
GUGUGGGCUUCGUGAAAAGUAUAAAAGGCGCUGCUUCUCGGCAUUAUAAACAUAACUCAGCAAGAGACACAGAGACAACAGACAGAGAGAGAGAGAAAUAGAUAAGGCAUACAGAAAUAUAAGAAGGUGUUAUAAUGGGAAAAGUUAUAUUUUUAUUUGCUGUUUUGGCGGUAGUUUUCGCGCCAUCUUACAGUCGCGAGGUGGUACCAUCAGGCCUCUAUCCAGCUUAUGUCAGUAACGGUGUUCAAAUACUGGUGUUGCAAAUAGAAGCCGACCAAGUAGCAUACAAUGUCUCCCUCGAGCAGUUUCAAGUAGUAAACGCUUCUUGUAAUAAAGUAGUAGAGACGAAGACACAACUUUGUGUUGACUGCGUUAAAGCGAAGUGCGAAGCACGCGCAGAGGAUGUCUGCUCACCAACGGGCUUUAAUAAGUUUUUGUACGAUUCAAAAGUUUUCUUCGAGAGCGGUCUUCCCAACUUCUUCACUUCAUCACUUCCAAAUUUCGUAGUAGGAGACGCUAAACAACCUUUUGUUUACCUUGGAACAGAAACUGACAAAUUCUUCACUGAUGGCGGUUUUCAGAUAGGACUGCAUGAAACUGGUGACUUCUUCAAAAAUAUCGGAUCAGGCUUUGAGAAUAUUGGGAAUAUUAAUUUUGGAAACUUAAUGAGUAGCAUUGGGAGCAGUUUGGGGAACUUAUUUGGGAAGCUUGAUUUUGGUUUAGGCAAAAGGCGACGUCGAGACUUGUACGAGAUUCUCACCAAUGCACACAGAAUCCGUCGUUCCGGAGAACCGACCUGCAACGCUCUUCAGAGUAAUGCCUCCGCCGCGUGCUCUUAUUACAUCCCUCAGUGCCCUGAUUGCGACAUCGUGAAAACCAGAGACUGCGAUGGAUACGAAGUCGCCCUCAAAGACGUGCUUCAGGCCUUGAGUAACUUGAGAUGGCUCUCACUGUACAAAGAAGACAAGUACGAAAUUCAUGAGAUUUCCUACGGCCAGGCAGUGUCCUACGGUCAACCUAUACCCAUUGCCAGGGUCAAGGCUAAUCUUUUUGGCAAUCUCAUCACGUACGAGGUGGAGAAUAUGAAUAUGUUUGACUUAAAAGGGACCGGUGUAGCCAUUGCUGAGGGAGCCAUCGCCGCCCUUAAAGCCGAGGCCGCUAAGAAUGCCGCUUAGGCCUCCUUAUUCCCAAAAGUUCAUAGGAGCUUGUACCAAAGUACCAAUGAUAUUUAGAAAAUAUUGACUCUAUAAUCCUGAUAUAUACCUGAUUUCUAUUUACUAUCUGUAAACUACCGUGCUUUCAUAAAUGCAAACAUUUUGAGAUUUCCCAAGUAAAAAGUCUGGAAACGUGGACUUUUUUGAGCCACCGAUUUCCUUUUUCUUAUUAGUACACAUUUGUUUGGAAAUUUUAGCUACUAUAUAAUUUCAAGUGCAUUUAGUUUAGUGAGAUGCCGUGCUGCAUUCGAAUAUUUGAACUCUUGAAAGUGAAAUUCACGCAGGGCGCAACAACUGACCUAACAAAACAAUCCUAUGCUUAAUAAAAUUACAUAUGUGCAUCAAA